AAGGGUGAGAGGGGUUGUCUCUUUUCCCUUUGCCGAACUCAAAAAAGAGGGGAAGCGCCGACGGGAGCCAAAACUAGCCGGCGAGGACUCGAGCAAAGUCUCGCAGCUCGUGCUCGAAGCUCUUCACCACGCACGCACUCUUUCUCUCACGCAAGGAUGGUUGCAGAAGAAGAAGAAGGGCAGCAGCAUCAACUGAGCCCGCUCAAGGAACCCACAGAGGCCGCUCAUCAUCAAGACUACUCAUGGCCUGCCAUUCGGUUCGAUGUCCCCCCUCAAAGAGCCCAUCAUUUCCACAGACAGUUCAGAACUGACCAGAAGCCGAACAACUUCCUUAAAGGCGUCAAAUGGUCGCCUGAUGGGACUUGCCUUCUCAGUAGUUCGGAGGACAAUACCCUUCGUGUGUUCGCAUUACCAGACUACGGGGGUGACGACGGCACAAAUGCAAGUUCGUCUGAUGUUGAUCGAGAUUCCUUUGCAGCAAAUCUAGUUGUGACAGAAGGGGAAUCAGUUUAUGAUUUCUGUUGGUACCCAUACAUGUCUGCUACAGACCCGGUUAGCUGUGUAUUCGCGUCAACUACGCGUGAUCAUCCAAUUCAUGUCUGGGAUGCUACUACUGGACAGCUACGUUGCACAUACAGGGCUUAUGAUGCUGUGGAUGAAAUUACAGCUGCAUUUUCAAUUGCGUUUAAUCCUGCUGGGAACAAGAUCUUUGCUGGAUAUAACAAAUCCAUAAGAGUGUUUGACGUACAUCGCCCUGGUAGAGAUUUUGAGAUGCACUCAACACUUCAAGGAAAUAAAGAAGGUAUUAUAUCUGCCAUUGCUUUCUCUCCAGCCCAUACCGGAAUGCUGGCAACUGGUUCCUACAGCCAGACUACUGCAAUCUACAGAGAAGAUAACAUGGAACUCUUAUACGUCUUACAUGGUCAACAAGGUGGGGUUACCCAUGUGCUAUUUUCAAAAGAUGGAAACUACUUGUAUACUGGAGGACGAAAGGACCCUUUUAUUAUGUGCUGGGACGUUCGCAAGACUGUUGAUGUUGUCUACAAGUUGUACCGAUCAUCUGAAGAUACCAACCAGCGGAUAUACUUUGAUGUUGAACCUCUAGGUCGACAUCUUGGCACAGGCGGUCAGGAUGGUCUAGUUCAUAUAUAUGAUCUCCAAACUGGGCAGUGGAUUUCAGGCUUUCAGGCUGCAUCGGAUACAGUAAAUGGUUUCUCCUUCCACCCAUUUCUGCCAAUGGCUGCUUCUUCUUCAGGGCAUCGAAGAUUUGAAGUUCCUGAGGACGAUGAUGCAGAAUAUCAUUUGAGGGGUGAUGAGAACUGCGUCUCCAUCUGGGGCUUCGCGUACGAUUCCGCAACUAACAGCACCGAUGGUGGAGAUGGUGGUGCCGAUCUCGACGGCGCGUCCGGUGAAAAAUGGCAACAGAAUUCCUGAGGGAUUCUUCUGAAUUUUUUUAUAUCGUGUCCGUCACUGAUCGAAAGCA
Molecule: messenger RNA, 1483 nt
Organism: Syzygium oleosum
Lineage: Eukaryota; Viridiplantae; Streptophyta; Magnoliopsida; Myrtales; Myrtaceae
Exons: 14
Coding region: 157-1434 (425 amino acids)
Molecular function (GO): protein binding
Source: RefSeq, a predicted model, not a curated record